Sordaria macrospora k-hell is the source of this 999-nucleotide messenger RNA. RefSeq lists its product as uncharacterized. NCBI's taxonomy places the organism in Eukaryota, Fungi, Ascomycota, Sordariomycetes, Sordariales, Sordariaceae. Gene Ontology annotation, molecular function: ADP-ribose pyrophosphatase activity; ADP-glucose pyrophosphatase activity. Gene Ontology annotation, biological process: nucleoside phosphate metabolic process; ribose phosphate metabolic process. The record is from RefSeq and is a predicted model, not a curated record.
AUGCGAGGAUGGAUCGCCGUUUUGUUCAUCAUGCCAAUCUUUCUUGCAACGCUCUAUCAGAGUAGAAACACCAUCCCGCUUCUCCACCGUUGGCCGUCAUCGUCUCCAGCUGUACUGCUGAACUCCCUGAUUUCUCCCUUCAACAUCCGCAUCCAUCGUACCAUGUCGACCUUCAACCACCCGGACUACGCGGUGCCCGUAACCUUGCCCGAGGGCCUAACCCAGGAGCAGCUUCUCAGCUUUCAUCCGUUCCGUUCUUGGAUAUUCACGCUUGAAAACUCCCUUAGCCUGCAAGCAGGGGACAGUUCACAUCCCUUCUACCGGGAUCCCUAUGUGCUCCGCUCCGUGACCGUUCAGUCAUUCGACCUCUUCGGCGGAAAGAGGCUCGGCUUCCUCAAGCUCGUCGCCGAAGUGACGAACCGCGCCGGAGAGAAGCUCCCCGGAUCAAUCUUCCUUCGAGGGCCAAGCGUUGCCAUGCUCGUGAUCCUGAUCCCUGACGAUGCACCCGCCGAUAGCGAUGAACGAUAUGUCUUGCUCACCGUGCAGCCACGGAUACCUGCCGGUGCCCUUGAGUUUGUUGAGCUGCCCGCUGGCAUGGUGGACGAAGAGGGCCAGUUUGCCGGAACUGCUGCGAUGGAAAUCGAGGAAGAACUCGGCUUGAAGAUUCCCACUCCAGAGUUGAAGUGCCUCAGCGAGAUGGCAGGGAUAUCACCAAAAAGUGAUAAUGACAAGCUCCAGGACGGAAAUUUGCCACACGCUAUGUACCCUUCCGCCGGAGGGUGCGAUGAGUACAUCCCUAUAUACAUGCACGAGAGACGUGUACCACGGGACACGCUCAAGGACUGGACCGGUCGACUUACGGGGCUCCGUGAGCAUGGGGAGAAAAUAUCCCUCAAGCUGGUCAAGAUGCAGGAUCUUUGGCGCGAGGGAGCGAGAGACGCCAAAAGCCUUGCGGCGGUGGCCUUGUGGGAAGGCUUGCGAAGAGAGGGGAAGCUUUGA